UUUCUCAAUCUGUCACUUUGCGAGCUGGGCUCCGUUUGAUGAGUGCAAAGAAAACAUGGACGCGGCAACUUUCUGACACCCGCCCUAGUGUGGACCUCCUUCCGAGUCACCUCGUUUUUUAACAACACCGCGCCUCGCUUUUGCUAGCCGCUCUUUGCCCUUCAAAUUUGGACAACACUUGCGCGUGUGUCAAAUAAGCAGUGAACCAUGCUAAACGACGUUAGCCGCUGCCAAGCUAACUAGUAGCUAUGCUGUUCGCGGGAUAGUUGACCUUAAACGCGUAGGUUUUACCCCCGGUUUUAACAAGUUUAUUUGUUUUUUUCCCCCCUCUCCCUCCCCUUUCCAAAAGAAGUCGAGAAGCAAACGGAGACAUGGGACUGCACCCGCUGGAGUUCAGCGAAUGCUAUCUGGACAGUCCCUGCUUCAGGGAGAAAAUCAAGGCUCACGAAGCGGAGCUGGACAAAACCAACAGGUUCAUUAAGGAGCUGUACAAGGACGGCAAGAACCUCAUCAAUGCCACCAAACAGUUGGGGAUGGCCCAGAGAAAGUUCGCCCAAUGCUUGGGAGAGUUUCAGUUCGAGUACAUUGGCGACGCCAAGACGGACGACGAGCGAUGCAUCGAUGAGUCACUGCUGGAGUUCUCCUCAUUCCUCAAGAACCUGGAAGACCAAAGAGAGCUGAUGAUGAGAAACAUCACAGAAACCCUCAUGAAACCCCUGGAGAAGUUCAGGAAAGAUCACCUCGGUACAGUAAGGGCGGAGAGGAAAAAGUACGAGAAAGAGACAGAAAAAUACUACAGCUCGCUUGAGAAGCUUCUCAACAUGUCUGCCAAGAAGAAAGAGCCCCAGCUACAAGAGGCAGACAUCCAGGUGGAAACCAUGAGGCAGCACUUUCAGGAGGAGUCGCUGGACUAUGUGUGCAAGCUGCAGGAGAUCCAGGAAAGGAAAAAGUUUGAGUGUGUGGAGCCGAUGCUGGCCUUCUUUCAGACAGUCUUCACUUUUUAUCACCAGGGUUUUGAGCUCGCCAAGGACUUCGACCAUUAUAAACGCGCACUACAGAUAAAUAUUCAGAAUACGAGGAGUCGAUUCGAGGGCACGCGUUCAGAGGUCAACGAACUCAUGAAAAGGAUCCGAGAGGCGCCUCAAGAGUACAGACAGACAAGCCCCAUCAGCUGCGAGGGCUACCUUUAUGUCCAGGAAAAACGGCCACCUCCUUUCGGUUCAAGUUGGGUAAAACGCUACUGCACGUUUGUCAAAGAGCAGAAGAUCCUGCAUAUGGUGACGUUUGACCACAGAUCUGGUGGAAGGAGUGGUGAGAUGGAGUCAGUCACGCUUAAGUCCUGCGUCCGCAAAACGACAGACAUGCUGGACAGGAGGUUUUGCCUUGAGCUCGACAUUACCGAUCGGCCAGGCACAGCUCUCACAGUGCAGGCUCUGUCAGAGGGUGACCACAAAUUCUGGAUGCAGUCCAUGGGUGGGAAGGAACCUUUUGGGCGCUAUCUUGGGAGGACCUAUUCUAAAGAGAGAGGGAUCGAUGCUCAGCUGGAUGACGUGGGUCUGACUUUCGUGAAGAACUCCAUCAGCGCCAUAGAGACACGAGGUAUAAACGACCAAGGCUUGUACAGAGUCGUGGGAGUCAGUUCCAAGGUUCAGAAGCUUCUCUCAUUAAUGAUUGAGGAGAAGAGCAAUGAAGUGCACCUGUCCACCAGCGAGGACUGGGACGUGAAAACCAUAACCAGCGCACUGAAGCUAUACCUGAGCCAGCUUCAGACUUCAAUGAGUCACGCCUCCUUGGUGGCUGCGCACAACUUUCCAGGUUAUGCACGGAGCCUACCCGAGCCACUGAUGACCUACGGACUUUACAAAGAGUUCAUCAGCCCGGCGAAGAGCGGCAGUCCAGAAUCUCGCAUCCAGGCCGUCCACUGCCUGGUCCACAAGCUGCCGGAGAAGAAUCGACAAGUCCUCGGGCUGUUUAUGAAGCAUCUGGCCAACGUGGCCGCCCACAGCAAGCAGAAUCUUAUGACAGUGGCCAAUCUGGGCGUGGUGUUUGGCCCAACCCUGAUGAGGCCACAGGAGGACACGGUGGCCGCCAUCAUGGACCUCAAGUUCCAGAACAUUGUGGUGGAGAUCCUUAUUGAGCACCAAGAGAAGAUCUUUACAGAUGCUCCCGAGUCAUGCCCUCUUUCACCCGCCGCCCCGGUCUUCUCCGCACCCACGAGGCAGUCCAAGAAGCUUAAUCGACAGAGCCGUCCACUGGCUGUCUACAAUCCACAAGUUAUGGACAUUCAGACCGCCUGCGACAACUCCAACCUCGCCACAGACGAGACGUCGAUGGGCAGCAACGAGUCGGUGUCGUCGCAGUCCUCGUCCGCCUCGGCUUCAGAGUCUACGCCGCCGGAGAGAAGCGAGCGUGUGCCUCUCAGCACCAGCGUCUCCUCGGGCAGCAGCAACUCCAGAGCAUCCAUGGCAGCAGCCUCCUGGUUAGGAGAAGGCCAGCAUGUCUGCACACCUGACAAAGAAAAGCAACUAGAGAGUGUCAUCGGCAGGAAAGCCAAGGCGGUGUACCCGUGCGAGGCCGAGCACGACUCGGAGCUCUCCUUCCAGGUCGGCGCAAUUUUCAACUCCGUGACCCAGUCUAGAGAGCCGGGCUGGCUGGAGGGGGAACUGGAGGGCAAGCGGGGCCUCAUCCCUGAGAACUAUGUGGAGAUGAUGUAGCCUCCAAAACGGACACAAUGAUGGAAUUAUUAUUCUCAUACGCCUUAUUUUCACCUGUUGUGUUCUCUCAAGCCAUGGACAUUUUUUUCUUGUUCCGCCCACUUAUACAUGGUAUCCAUGAGACUCCCUCACGCCCCUCACACAGCAGCGUUUUGGUCCGCCGACGUGCCUUGUCGAGCCCUGAAUGUAAACGGGUAUGUAUGGCCAUAAAUCAACAGGGUUUUGGUUGCAUAUUUCUCACGUUCCAAAUGAGACGCACAUAGAUUUUGGGGUUCCAAAACUAGCUUUAUGAAAUUGGUGCCCUUGUUAGCUUUUAUUUAGCAGACACCCAAACAUCACACCACUCUCCGCAUAAAUAAAUCCAGGAUGAGUGUGUUCGUGUCAGCGUAAGGAGGGGUAAUUUUCUAUUGAGAUUAUUAUUAUUAUCAGAACCAAGUGUUUGUUUUUCUUUUUUUGGGGGGUGGGUUUUUAUGCUUAUUUUUAAAGCUUGGUUACCUUUUCUGAGCAGACACUCCUGCAAAACAAUGUCCAACGAUUUUAAAUGAUUUUAAUGGAACAUAAAAAAAAAAGAUUUUAUGAUAGAUAACCUCAUAAAGUGCAGUAUUUUAAUUUGAUUUUUGUGUGUAUGGUAUCUUGAUGAAGAAUGCAAUGCCGAUGUUUUGUCACAAGGUUUUAAAAUGGAAGCACGUCAUUUCAGUUGUCACCGGCGGUUGCAAUAAUUUCAAAUGUUGAUUUGUGGUGUUGUUGUUUGUAAAGGGUCUUGGAUUCAUUUUUAUACACCUUUUAUGGGGGCAGUCUCUCGACCAAUGUUGAAUAAAACAUGUAUUCUUGCAGUGAAAUAAAUGUUCAAAUUGAUAACUUAAAAAAAAGUACCAAAAUGGUUAUUUCCAGAUAAUUUUUUUCCCCCCAAUCUCUUCAACAGAUAUACAGUACAAUCAGUCAAAAAAAACCGGAUAAAAACUUAACUUUUUUCACAUAAACCAAGUACCAAUAAUCUCGGAUAAUGAGCACAAUUGUUUAGCUGAUUAUCUACAAUUAAUGCGUUAACAUACAUGCUAGUGAAAGUGCCAAAUUAUUAUUUAAUAGUAAUAUUUAAGGCCUGGUGCACACAAAGACAAUCGGGGUGUUUUUGUCCCGAUUUUUCCCCUUCCGACUAAGGUCGACAAAUGGCAGAUUGUUGUUACAUAAUAUUAUCCUGAGAUUAGAUUAUAUAUCCUGUGGUCUGAGGUGUGUUAAGAGUAAAUUUGUCUUGCUCAUAGAGUCCGAAUCAGGUGCUGGUUGAUAAUUUUAAAUAUUAAACGUGUUCAAUAUUUACGAAAAAAAAAUAAAAAAUUAAAAAAUCAUUUGUGUCGAGAAAGCUGACGACUCCCGAGUCAUGAGUUUUUGAAUUGUGAUGUGAAAAUAGUGACCUGACUGAAGAACAAGGAAGCGGGAGCAAAUGAAAACAAACAUAGUUAAAAUAGCUACGUCUAUUUUUAUUAGUAUUAUUACACCAACCAUUAGCUUAAUUUAAGAACUCACCUCUAGCUUGCUCAGUAGACUAAAGUCCGAUUUCAUGCUGUCUCCAGGAUUUUAUCCCACUGUAAUUUUUUUAUUUUUUUAUAUAAAGAUUGUGAUUUUUUUUUUUUUCCCUAAAGAAAAGUCCCAAGACCACCAUCAUAAAUUCCCUCCUGUUGCGUGUCCUCUUCCAUGCUGCGUCUUGUGCUUACUGGUUGUUGCCGACAAGAUUCUAGAUCGGUGGUGGAACAGAAUCUUUGUGUGUGUGGUGUGCUGUUUUGAAAUUGGUAGUAUUUAUCGUUAUGUGUGUAAUAGAUAAAAAAAAAAUGUCUCAUGAUUUUUUAUUUUUUUAAAUCCAUGUGUGUACCAGGCUUACUGACUCACUGAGUUGGAAUAUUGGGCAUUUGAACCAUUCUAUCUAAUCUAAUUCUAUUUUCUAGUCGAUUAUCAAAAACUAGUCGAUAAUCAAAAACUGUUUUGUUAAUUGAUUAAUCGUCUAGAGCCAUUGUUUAAUCAAAAUCAUCUGAUUUCAGACUCAAUAGUCAAUAUUCUCUGAUUUCUGCAGUCCUCCAUGAAAGCAGAUAGAUUAUCUUUGUUUAAUCAAAUAAGAUAAACAUCUGGUUUUACUUUGGGAAACAAUCAACAUUUUUGAUGGAAAUUAUUCAUCCAUUUUCAACACCGCUUAUCCUGGUCAGGGUCGCGGGACCUAUCCCAGCUGACUUUGGGUGAAAGGCAGACUACACCCUGAACUGGUCGCCAGUCAGUCACAGGGCACAUAUAGACAUGGACAACCAGUCGCACUCACAUUCACACCAUCGCUGAGUGCGAACUGAACCCACGCUGCCUGCACCAAAGUCAGGCAAGUGUACCACUACACCAUCAGUGACAGAUGGAAAUUAAUCAUAAUCAAUUUAUGGAGAAAAAUAAAUCAGAAAAUAAUCAUUUGUAGCCGUAGUAUGAAUAACCUGUAACUGACGUGGUUGAACCUGAAGCAGCCUCAGAAGUGUAUAUCGAACAAGUAGCCCUUCACAUUAAUCAACUCCUAACAGGUUUGGAUCCGAUUAAUCGAUGAAAUAAGUGAUAGAAUCUCCGAUUCUAAAAAAACAUUGAUAGCUGCAGCCCUACAACUUUAGUGUUUACACUGUAUAUAAUCUAUCUGUGCGCACAUUCUCUCUCACACACACACUUAUUACAUAACAAAGCAAGCGAGGACGAAUGAGAUGGAUGACAUCCCCCCCCCCCCCCAUCACUACCACCAUCCACCCUCGGGGCCCUUCAUCGCUCUUCUCCCUCCCUGCCUCUGAAAUUGUGCUGAAUCAUAGCGGCGACACCAGCCAGACUGUCUGUCAAGUCUCCGUCUCCACCUCCUCUUCCUCCUCUCCAACACUAUCUGACUCAUCUACACAUUCCUACUCGGAAUGCUUAUUUUCUACUCCAGUCUCAAUUGAUUGUAUUAUUUUUUUUGCACUGGCUAGGUCAUCAUAUAUAUUGCUUGUGCUUUUGAUACCUUAGAACCACACAACGUUACUUUGUUUUAAUAAACCAAUUACCAACUAUCUUUUCAGUUGUUAAUCUACUAUUAAAGCGAAAAACGUAUCGUACCGAGUGCGAAAGGUAGACACCAGGAAGACGGAAGCCCAUCGCCAUUAUUUUGAUUAAAUCAAGUGCUAAUGAUCUUGGAUAAUGAAUGUGAUGUUUUCAGCUAAAAAUCUACAAUAGAAUCACAAAUACAAUUUUAAAACUCAACACCUUUGAUUCAAAUAAAGCAAGUAGCAAAAAUCUUCGGUAACUGUUUUCACUACAUACACAAACUAAAGUGUAAAGACUCAACAAAUAGAUUAAAAAAAAAAAAACGUACAGUGGCUAAAAUGUGGGGCGGAAAGCAACAAAACCACUCUUAUUACUUGGCUUAAUUUAACCCAAGUACUAAUAAUUUCUCUCUGAUCAUUAUUGUGAGGUUUUCAGAUGUUAGUCAACAAUAAAUGAGACUUGCAAUCUAUAAUUUUGAAAAUUAAACAUUGUGACAAUGAAAGUCACUCACCACUACUCUGUUUUAAAUAAACCAAGUAGCAAAAAUCUUGGGUCAUAACUAAUAUUUUCACCUGAUGACCUACAAUAAACAAGUAAACAGACAUGCUCUAGCUAAAGUGUAAAGACUCAACAAUAUGGAGAUAAAGAAAAAAAAAAAAAAAAAACACUUGCCUUUAAAUAAAACAAGUACCAACAAUAUUGGUUAAAUUGAUCUGUUUUUGUUUGAUAAUCGACAAUGGUGUAAAAAAAUAAAUAAAAAAUUCAGUAGCUAAAAUGGGAAAAAGAAACAAAAGCUACUUGCCACUAGUUCGCUUAAUUUUACCAAGUACCAAUGAUCUUAAUGUGGGAUAAUCAGUUAUAAUUUUAGUGGUUGAUCUACAAUAAAUGGCAUAUGCAAGCUAAAAUUUGAAAACAAGACAAGAUGAAAAGCCACAACCUUACUUUGUUUGAAUUAAUCAAAUGCCAACAAUCUUGGAUUACAACUUUCUAACUGAGGAUCUACGAUUAACGAAUAAACAAGCUGAAGUUACAAAAAACAAUCUGACAAAAUCCAUUCACUUUUACUUUUUUGUUGUUGAAAUAAACCAACUACCAACAAUACACGUAGAGCACCAUAAAACAUUUACACAGUCGUGUCUUAUUCGUAGUGUCGCCUUUUAUUGCGUUAAUAUCAGUAAAGCGGACGUCCGUGUGUCCAUCGUGUCGAUUGAGAGCGGUCUUGGACGACCGGGGGUCUUGAUUUCUCCUUCCUCGACGCUUCCUGGCGAUGUUCCAGCCACAUUGUGAUGCAGUGUCCUUCAUCUUUCACUACCCGACCCCCCCCCCCCCCACGCUUCCCGUUUUCCCAUCCAUUUUCAUGACUCAGCACAGCACCGCGGUUUACCGCAAAGUGCCGGAUUAAGGUGCACAAACUAAUAGGGGUGGCAAAAGUACUCGCAUUCUGUACUAAAGUAGAAGUAUAGAUACUCGUGUAAAAUUCUGUUGCAGCCUUUCACAAAAAAAAUCUGCAAUUUAUUUAUUUUUUUAAUGAGAAAACUAGCACUAUAUUAUACUGUAUGACAACUUACUGUAAUGAUAUAAUUACAAUUAGCACUCAGGAUUUCAUGACUCCCUCAGCCCUACCAGAGCUAAGCCAAAUGGAAAGUAACUAGACCACUGUCUUGCGAGUAAUUGCUACAUUUAGCGAACUAAGUUGACCAUUCACAGGCGAUUAAUGAUAUUAGGUAAAAACCACUAGCCAAGUGGCUGCCCUACGGUAGCGAUAGGGGGUACCGCCAAAUAUCUGCUCUCUGAUAGUUCUAUUGUUAGUUGUGCUGCUCAUUUCUGGCGUGUGCCUCGUGGCAACCUGGUGACAGUGUACAACAGACAUGGAUGUACUGUUCAUUGAGACAUCUCAACUCCUCUUGCUUAUUAGUACAGCACUAAUAUUAGUUAGUCGAAAUGGAUUAAGAAUAUAUGCCUAUGAAUAUCGUUGUAGGGUCUGUCUACAUGUUCUACCAACGUUUGUGUUCAGAUAUCCGUUGCUUAAAGGGUAUCACCACCACCACAUAGAUGCUAAUUGUUAGCCUGUGUGACUAUAGAGUCGUGAACAUGCAUUUAUUCAUGUCCAUAAUAUUCUUCUAAAGUAUUCCUAAUUAAAAUAUUUUAAAUUUCACAACAAAGUAAGUGUUCCCAAACAGAUAUCUUUUUAAAAAUAUUUUAUUUUAAAGCAGAACAUUGUUCAGAUUCCUCCAUGUUGCGGCUGUCUCAACUGUGUUUGACUUUUCCUCUCUCUGGUUAUGUCUUUUUUAACCUCGUGUGGCCAUUCGCGUAGGUUGAAUAAAGUCACAAGCCUAUUUUGACCAUGUAAGGAGAUCCGUUUUCAAAUGAAGGGAGUAAAAGCAAAAAGUCAUCAAAAAAAUUAAUACUCAAGUACAGAAACCUGACGAAUCUACUGAAUCUGCUUCCCACCACUACUAACUAACAAGCACAAGCAUCCUAAUGCAAAUGAGUGUUUUAAUGGAAAGACUGGAGAAAAUGGAGGUAGGUCGAGGAUGGGAAAGUGGGCCAAAGACGCUGCCGCCAUGUGCGCGGGCGCAGCCGUGAAAUCGGCCUGAUCCAAUAGAUUCUGUUUAUCUGGCAUCACUACAAGUGAAAGCGUUUGGAAAUCUGGGGGAGAUUUGG
Molecule: messenger RNA, 8405 nt
Organism: Phycodurus eques (leafy seadragon)
Lineage: Eukaryota; Metazoa; Chordata; Actinopteri; Syngnathiformes; Syngnathidae
Gene: arhgap10
Product: Rho GTPase activating protein 10
Exons: 24
Coding region: 372-2714 (780 amino acids)
Biological process (GO): signal transduction
Cellular component (GO): cytoplasm
Molecular function (GO): protein binding; GTPase activator activity
Source: RefSeq, a predicted model, not a curated record